AUGGUAACCUCUCGUGUGCUAACGGCUAGGAGUCCCAGGACGCUGCAGUACCUUAGCCAUGUGGGUUGGCCUCCAUGUCGAUCCAGUAUACCCAGCUCCACUGAACUUCAAACACAUGUAUUCCGCGUGGGUAUUAAGUAUGCUACCUUCUUCACGGAAGCGUCGAGAAGCUACCAAAUGCCUCAGGCACCGCUGCUCUUAACCUCAAUGGUUGAUUGUGGGAAGCAAGAAGCCGUUUUAGUGUGGGAUCCCAUUGCAGGAAAUCCAGUUGCCAGCUUCAGCGGUGUAGCCGCAGCCACUGGCACUCUCACUGCCUCAAAUGACGUCAUCUUUAGUGCCGUACCCAGGAAACCUAUCCUUCAGUCAUGGUCCCUCCAGUCAAUUCAGAACUCCUUCAAGCGUCUCACAACCAAGGGGGUUGUUAAUGCUCUCGCCUUCUCCUAUGGCGGGUUCUUUAUGUAUUUGGCCAUCGAGAAGAGUAUCCAUGUAUAUCAGGUAUGUAGCGGGUGCCUGAUAGCCGUAUUGGAGGCGAGCCACAUGGCGCCCAUCGGUGCUCUGGUCGUGUCUCAGCGACACCCCGGGUUGUCCCUGCCUCUCCUUCUCUCCGCGGAUACCUCGGGUCUUGUCGCCUGCUGGCCAGCUCUCGUCUUGACUGGUGACAGCUUUGUCAUUGGUAGCCGCGACUCUGCUACAACUACUUCUGAAUCGGAAUCGGACGCCAAACACAAGCCACUUUGGUACGUGGUUCAAGCAAGUCGAGGUCUGCCUACGUUUUCCUUCAUCGCUGACGGCCGGAUGGUAGCGUGUGCGGGGACAGAUGGUGUCAAGUUGUUCGAUUCGGAGACGGGAAGAUUACUGUACAGCGUCUUGGAACAGAGUCGUCCACUACUCUGUAUAUGCGCACUGCCUCAAGAUGACAGAUUUGUCUUUGCUGGAACAGACAAUGGAAUUUUGCACUCCGUUUGGUUGCGUGAUCCGAAGAAACCCUCUACUUAUGAAGUCUCCUUCCGAAGAUGUUUUGCGGAUGCUGAGCUCUCAUCAGCAGAGAAGGCCAUCUGUUAUGUGUCUGCCAGCCCUGUGGACUCGGGUCUGCCCUUGCUGGCAGUGAGCACUCUUGCAGGGUUGGUGGAGAUUCUUCGUCAGGACACCUGUCUCGUACGUUUGCAGCGUUUCUCCGUGACACCGCCCUUACCUGGCAACUCUGGCUCACCCCGCAUCACCGGUCUCCUCAUGCUCGCCCGGCCUGCCUGGCUGUUGGAGAGCCAGACGGCAAUGGGUGUGCCGACCGAAUCGAAAGCCAACGAUUCUCUGGAGAUCCUGCGUCCAACUAAGCGCCACUUGGGAUGGCAGGUGGAAGACUUGCUCUAUCUUCAAUUGCCCAAUCUCAAACGCGAUCGCAUAUCAGAUGACUGUUUAGAAGGCAUCUACCAGGAUGAAUUUUUUCAAACCACAGGCAGUCGCACCUUUGCUCUGCCUGUUGAUGCUUUCAAAGACUGUACCGCCAGCGCAUCCAGCGAUUCCAUCGAAGUGAGCGCAUUGAGAAGAGAGAAGCAAGCUCUGGAAAAGCGGAACGGUGAACUUAUGCGCAUUUUGGUUGCGAACUGCUUGCACUACUAG
Echinococcus granulosus is the source of this 1617-nucleotide messenger RNA. RefSeq lists its product as hypothetical. The transcript is spliced from 9 exons. Gene Ontology annotation, cellular component: nuclear pre-replicative complex. The record is from RefSeq and is a predicted model, not a curated record. Lineage: Eukaryota; Metazoa; Platyhelminthes; Cestoda; Cyclophyllidea; Taeniidae. Gene Ontology annotation, biological process: DNA-templated DNA replication; rRNA processing. Bases 1 to 1617 code for a protein of 538 amino acids. Gene Ontology annotation, molecular function: protein binding.